Molecule: messenger RNA, 1108 nt
Organism: Macadamia integrifolia
Lineage: Eukaryota; Viridiplantae; Streptophyta; Magnoliopsida; Proteales; Proteaceae
Product: polygalacturonase non-catalytic subunit AroGP2-like
Exons: 2
Coding region: 51-1073 (340 amino acids)
Source: RefSeq, a predicted model, not a curated record
CCCCUCCAUGCACAAUCUAACUCAUUCCGUUCUUUUUUUUUAGUUCCAUCAUGACGCAUGCCAUUCUUUUCCUUGGUCUUCUAAUAGUUGCUUACUUUGGUGAUUCUCAAGCUGAAAAUGCCUUCUCACAAUAUUGGGAAGAGCAUAUUGGUCUUCCAGACCCUCCACAGUGGUUAAUUUCAAAGACUUCUCCAUUAAGCCUUGAUCAGCUGGCAAUGUUUAUGAAACUUAUGGAGGAAAAUGAAUUGGCUUCCCACAUGCAUUCAUUCUGUAAGCAGGCUAAUGUUGCUUGUUCUACAAAUGCAUUGAUGAAGAAGAUCUAUGACACAAACUUGCCAUCAAUAAUCCCAUUGACUGAUGCCAAAAAGAUAUAUGAAGGCCUUCCAGAGGAAACACCCAUGUCAAUUGCCAGCCAAGGGGGAUUGCUCUUUUUUCGGGAGUCAGUAGUGAAAGAGAGAAAUGUUAUGCCUAUCCCUGAUCUAAGAGACCCAAUGUCAUAUAUAUCAUUUUUGCCGCGCCCUUUGGCAUCAAAAAUCCCAUUUUCUUUUGCCAGGAUCGACGAAUUAAAGAAGCUUUUUGGUGUGGUGGAUGAUUCAAACAUGGAUGAGUACAUUCAAGACACCCUCAAGAUAUGUGAGAAAAGCUCCAUUCAAUGCUUACAUUGCACUUGUGCUACUUCUGCUGAGGAUCUCAUUGAUUUUAUUAUUGAGAAAUUAGGGCACCAUGUAGGAAUAUGGAGUACUGAGAAUGUUGAAGGAUCUUAUGAGAAUGUCACAAUUGGAGCUAUGAAACUAAUAUAUGGAAACCUCUCUGAACCACCAGUCAUAUGUCAUAGUCAACCAUUCCCAUUUCAAGUCUAUUUUUGCCACAUUUUACAAAAAGUGAAAGUAUAUGCAGUUGAUAUACAUGCCCGGAAGAAGGUGAAUCAUGCUAUCAUGGCAUGCCACUAUGAUACAUCAACUUGGAAUCCAAACCAUCUUGCUUUUAAGCUAUUGGGUUUUGGCCCAGGCCUAAUUGAAGUCUGUCAUUGGAUGAACAAGAAUGGAGUGGUCUGGACAAAGACUCUAGUUUGAGAAGCAAUUGAAUAUUGAUUGUCUUGUUUUUGUUA